This is a messenger RNA of Ornithorhynchus anatinus (platypus), 1905 nucleotides long. It is a transcript of the gene JKAMP, whose product is annotated as JNK1/MAPK8 associated membrane protein. The transcript has 8 exons. Gene Ontology annotation, cellular component: membrane. NCBI's taxonomy places the organism in Eukaryota, Metazoa, Chordata, Mammalia, Monotremata, Ornithorhynchidae. Gene Ontology annotation, biological process: response to unfolded protein. Gene Ontology annotation, molecular function: ubiquitin protein ligase binding. The record is from RefSeq and is a predicted model, not a curated record. The coding region runs from base 286 to 1221 and encodes 311 amino acids.
GCAGCCCAGCGCCGACGACCCGGCCGGCGGCGGGGGGCGGGCGAGUGAGCGGCCGAAACCCCGACCGACCCACCGGCCGACGGACAGACCGACCGACCGACCGACAGACCGACGGGGCGGGUGGUUGUUUGUGAGGAGGCCGCGGGGGGCGGGCGGUGCAGCCCCGGCCUGCGGCGCGCAGAGAGACCGGCCUGAGGCGGCGGCCCAAGCGCUGAGGAAGGAGACCGGGAUCCCGGACGGCUCUGAGGAGAGAAGGGACCCUGGACGACUAAAGAAGACCCGAAAAUGACUGUCGAUAUUCAACCAGCAUGCCUUGGACUUUACUGUGGGAAGACGCUCAAAUAUAAAAAUGAUUCGAUGGAAAUAUAUGGAGAUUGUGGGGUAUGCCCAAGAGGGCAGAGGACGAACGUCCAGAAAUACUGCCAGCCUUGUAUGGAGUCCCCCGAACUCUAUGACUGGCUCUAUCUUGGCUUUAUGGCUAUGCUUCCUCUUGUUCUGCACUGGUUCUUCAUCGAAUGGUACUCGGGAAAAAAGAGCUCCAGCGCCCUGUUCCAGCACGUGACCGCGCUGUUGGAGUGCGGCGCGGCCGCCCUCGUGACCCUGCUGGUCAGCGACCCCGUGGGCGUCCUCCACAUCCGCUCCUGCCGCGUGCUGAUGCUCUCCGACUGGUACACGAUGCUCUACAACCCCAGCCCCGACUACGUCACCACCGUGCACUGCACCCACGAGGCCGUGUACCCGCUAUAUACCAUCGUGUUCAUCUACUACGCCUUCUGCUUGGUGUUGAUGAUGUUGCUCCGCCCGCUGCUGGUGAAGAAGAUCGCCUGCGGCCUGGGGAAGUCCGAUCGGUUUAAAAGCAUUUACGCGGCCCUCUACUUCUUCCCCAUCCUGACGGUGCUUCAGGCGGUGGGAGGCGGCCUGCUCUAUUAUGCCUUUCCGUACAUCGUUUUGGUGCUGUCUUUGGUUACCUUGGCUGUCUACAUGUCUGCUUCUGAAAUCGAGUCCUUCAAAGAUCUCCUCGCGCGGAAGAAGAGACUGGUCGUCCUCUUCAGCCACUGGCUCCUUCACGCCUACGGGAUCAUCUCCAUCUCGAGGGUGGACAAGCUGCAGCAGGACCUGCCCCUGCUGGCCUUGGUGCCCGCCCCCGCCCUCUUCUACCUCCUGACGGCCAAGUACACGGAGCCUUCGCGGAUCCUGUCCGAAGGAGCCAACGGGCCCUGAUCCCACCUCGUCCCGAGUCUGGCCCCGAGCUCUACCGGGGGGUUUUCAAGCUCUUUAAAGCCUCGCUUCCCUCUUUAUGCCACACCCCAACGCGCUCUCUCCCUGCAGCACACAUUUGGGGGAUUGCGCGUCACGGGGUUCGAUGGAGAUACGCGAGAGAACGGUAAGUGGGGAUGUUACCUUUUUAUGGGCACCUUGCAAAGGACCGCACCGUCAACCUCGGGGCAGGUUUGCUGCUGAGCCCCGGUGGGGCACGGGAGUUGGAACUGUCGGUGUCGUCUUUGUAAGAGAGGGAGAAACAGCUUUUACUGUAAAGUCCAUAAACUUUGUGCCCCAUCCCCCUGGUCGAUUGUGCGUCUUCCCCGUCGCGCUCUGUUAACUCAGGUCCCGGGGGUUAAGGAGCGAUGCUCAUCCCUCCCCCCGGCCUCCCCCUGCCACGAGCGCUGCCGGGCAGCGCCAGCGCUGGGCCCGGCCGAGGGGACCGAAUUUGGGUGAGUUUUAGGUUGUCGAGCUCCCCCGCAUGAACCCCAUUUGGCAGUAACUCUUUGAAUGGUAGUGAGGGACAAGGUAAUUACGAGAAUUUAAUUAGAUUCCGUUCUUUUAAUAGCUUCCUUGCCAAGUCCCAAGAAGCGCUCCUAUUUCAUCUGAAUAAUUAUAUGUUAAUAAAAUAUCAUCUUUCCUCUA